Neoarius graeffei (lesser salmon catfish) is the source of this 1655-nucleotide messenger RNA. It is a transcript of the gene ppifb, whose product is annotated as peptidylprolyl isomerase Fb. The transcript has 6 exons. The record is from RefSeq and is a predicted model, not a curated record. Gene Ontology annotation, molecular function: peptidyl-prolyl cis-trans isomerase activity. The coding region runs from base 185 to 781 and encodes 198 amino acids. Gene Ontology annotation, cellular component: mitochondrion. Gene Ontology annotation, biological process: regulation of mitochondrial membrane permeability involved in programmed necrotic cell death; protein peptidyl-prolyl isomerization; cellular response to hydrogen peroxide. Lineage: Eukaryota; Metazoa; Chordata; Actinopteri; Siluriformes; Ariidae.
AGAGGGCGCUGCAGGAGCCGCACCGCACACCGGGGAAGAAGCAGCGCCACCGCUCACACGGAGCGCGCGCAGGGACUCGCUGCAGGAGUGUGAGGGAGUGAGUACCGGAGUGAGAGAGAGUGAGAGAGAGUGUAAAGCUGUGUGAGAGAGUGUGUGUGUAUAAGUGUGUGUGUAAUAACCGGCCAUGCUGACGGUGAGCUCCCGGCUGGUUAAAGCGCGCGCGGUGGCGCUGAUAGCUCGGCGCGUGCAGUGCGGUGUAGGAGGAGCGCGUGCGAGCAGCAGCAGCACGAACCCGCUGGUGUUUCUGGAGCUCGCGGCGGAUUCACAACCUCUAGGGAGAGUCACCUUACAGCUGAACGCGGAUAUCGUUCCAAAAACAGCAGAGAAUUUCAGAGCUCUGUGUACAGGAGAACAUGGCUUUGGAUAUAAAGGCUCCAUCUUCCACAGAGUCAUACCGCAGUUCAUGUGUCAGGGUGGUGAUUUUACGCAUCAUAAUGGUACAGGAGGGAAGUCGAUCUAUGGCCCGCAGUUUCCUGAUGAGAACUUCACGCUGAAACACACAGGGCCUGGGGUUCUAUCUAUGGCCAACGCAGGACCAAACACCAACGGCUCCCAGUUCUUCAUCUGCACUGUAAAAACCGAAUGGUUGGAUGGGAGGCACGUGGUGUUCGGCACUGUGAAGGAGGGGAUGGAGGUGGUGAAGAAAGUGGAGGCGUUUGGGUCUCGCUCUGGGAAACCCUCCAAAAGGAUCAUCAUCACCGACUGUGGAGAACUCAAAUAACACACACACACACACACACAUGCUCACACACACGACGAGGUCUUGGGUUCAGUGUAUGUUUUACUAAAAAACACUUCAGCAUUGAGAAUACCAGCCAAAACCAUGGGCCUCGAUCCAAUACAUUUCAUAACAUGCCCUCGUUCACUGCCUUGCCCUUCUGUCCUUGAGAUUUUUUUUUAUUUUCCUGGUUUAAGGAUAGCUGAUAAAUAUAUUCAGGUUGGGUUUUAUUCCUCCAAACAAAGUUAGCUAGCUAACGCCGAUAGACUAGCCGUAAGGUCGUCUGCUUUAGUGAGCGUCUUUUCGCUCUGUUGCAAAUUUCCCCGAAUCAGACUCACUAUCUUUAGAGAAGAUCCCUGAAUAGAAUUAGCCUAGCUAGCAUUAGCACUGAGGAGUUUUGUGUUGUAAGCUGUACUGAAAUGCAGGGAAAUGCCUUGCAAACAAGAGCAAUAAUGCAGAUUAGCGUGGGAUUAAUUUACCGCCGUAACGUAGCCUGUGAAUCGUGGAUCCGAGCCGAGUCUGGAUUCAAUAACCCUGGAUUAUUUAGUGCUCAGGUCCUGAGUCUCCGUGUUAAUGUGAAUGUUGUGUAUCUGUGUUUUGUGAAGCCAUUGCUCAGGGACAAACCCCCCAUUUACACCUGUACAAGUGGGCGGAGCUUCGAGUGAGACCGGUGUGAGACACUGGUGGACAUUUAAAUAGCAGAUUGAAUUUGAGGGACAGUUUCAGUGUAAAUCUCUGAACACCGACGAGGGGGACGUUUCAGUGUGUGUGUUUACUGUGUAUCUGUGUGUUUGAGGUAAAUGUGGUGUUUAACCUGGAUUGAAUCCUGCUGGACUUUAACUUGGAAAUAAAAUAAAAAGCUAACGCAACCUCCUGA